GGGAUGACAACCUCCAGCGCAACUUCUCUGACAACUCAGAGCUACUAUGAGUUGCUCAACAUACCUCAGGAUGCAACAUCUCAGCAGAUAAAACAAGCAUACCACCGGCUGCUGCUCCUGCAUCACCCUGACAAACGCUCCGCAUCCGGGACGGCAAGCCCCUCGGCGAAAGGUGUAUCUCCGAAAGUAGAUUCACCCGGGACGGUCGAUGUGGCCCUACUUACGGUCGCAUAUUCGACGCUCUCGUCCGAGGAGCGUAGGAAGGGAUACGAUGAUCGACUGGGAGAGGGUGGACGUACUAGUGUGUCACAGGAGAAUGAACUCGAGAGGAAGACACGCCGUCCAGCCGAGGUCGUCUCGCUCGACGAGUUCACGCUCUCUAUAAACGAGAAGGGGGAGGUAUGGACAUAUCUUUGUCGGUGUGGCAACUUAUACAUGAUCCACGAAACGGAUAUGGAGGCUGACGUGCACUUACUUGAAUGCGGAGGUUGCUCGGAGGUCGUCUGGGUGGAGUACGAAGAGGCAGGAGAAGAUAUUACAGAUGUUGGGAUCACAGGAGAAUAGACGAGCACGAAGGACUGGGGAUGUUAGUCGCUGGUAUAAGGAGACCAAACUCCACCUGUUGACCUCGUAUAUGAACCGUCAGUGAAUUUUGACGCUCACAUUCUCGCGAGGACGCCUGGGUCGAUAUCACAUAUUGGAAAGAAUGUCAUGGUACCCUAGUUUUGGGCCCGAGUUUGACCAGGCCAAUGCAACCGUGUAGAUGGUUAACAAUGAGUAGAAUCUCGAGUUAGCAGCACUUCG
Messenger RNA from Dacryopinax primogenitus, 804 nucleotides. RefSeq lists its product as uncharacterized. Bases 4 to 564 code for a protein of 186 amino acids. Gene Ontology annotation, biological process: positive regulation of ATP-dependent activity. The transcript has 3 exons. Lineage: Eukaryota; Fungi; Basidiomycota; Dacrymycetes; Dacrymycetales; Dacrymycetaceae. The record is from RefSeq and is a predicted model, not a curated record. Gene Ontology annotation, molecular function: ferrous iron binding; ATPase activator activity.